AUGGAGCCUAAACCCGGCGUUAUGGAAGUGGAGGAGACCAAGCACACCGAACUCAAUCGCUUUGGCAAUUAUGAGCAUCAGCAGAAGCUUACACGGCGGCUUCUGCUCAAGUUGGAUACUCGGAUCUUGCCCAUGCUAGCACUACUUUUCCUCUGCUCCUUCCUCGACCGUACAAAUGUUGGAAAUGCCAAGAUCAUUGGUCUGGAGAAAGACCUGAAGAUCACCGAUCAUCAAUACGACAUCGGUCUGACGGUCUUCUAUCUCACUUAUGUCUGCAGCGAACUGCCGAGUAAUCUCGUUCUCAAAAAAGCCUCCCCAAAGCUGUGGCUGCCCUUUUUGACCGCGCUGUGGGGUAUUAUCACCAUGUGUCUUGGGUUUGUCCAGAACUAUGCAGGCUUUGUCGCCGUGCGGGCGCUGCUAGGAAUUGCCGAGGGUGGAUUGCUCCCUGGCAUGGUUCUAUAUUUGUCCAGUUUCUAUCGACGUGGAGACCUGGCGCUGCGCAUUGGUCUAUUUUACACUGCUGCGUCCUUGUCGGGUGCCUUUGGUGGUCUACUUGCCCGUGGACUUGCAGAAAUUGGUACACGUGGUGGACUGGACGGCUGGCGAUGGAUUCUUAUCAUUGAAGGACUGCUGACCUUUGUAUGCGGUGCUUUGAGCUUCGCAUUUCUCCCUAACUCCUUGGAGUCUGCGUCCUUUUUGACCCAGGAGGAGAAAGACUUUGGUCGGGAGAGACUGCUGCUGGAUAACCCCCAUUCACCGGAUGGAACCCUGGCUGCCGAACAGGAAGCAUUUAAAUGGUCCGAAGUCCGUCGGGGUAUCCUGGAGCCACAAAUGUGGUUCUCCGCCUCAGCCUACUUUGCCAUUCUCUCUGGACUGUACUCUUUCGGUCUUUUCCUCCCAACCAUCAUCCAAAACCUCGGCUUUGCCAAAGAUGCCAACGAAGUCCAACUAUGGACCGUCAUCCCGUACGCCGUUGCAGCCGUAAUCACAGUUAUCGUAGCAAUCGUCUCCGACCGCCUCCGCCUCCGAGGCACGAUAAUGCUCUUCACCCUCCCCAUCGCCAUUGUCGGCUACGCCGUCAUCGCCAACGUCCACAAUCCGCAUAUCCAGUAUGGAAUGACCUUCCUCAUGGCUACGGGCCAAUAUGCCAGUGUUCCUUGUAUCCUGGUGUGGAUGUCGAACAAUUCCGCUGGUCAUUAUAAGAGGGCGACUACGUCUGCGUUGCAGCUGGCGAUCGCGAAUUGUGGAGGAUUUGUUGCGACGUUUAACUAUCCGGCGCGUGAUGGUCCGAAUUUCCACCGCGGACAUACUAUCAUCCUAGGAUUGCUGGUGUUUGCAUGGUUCAUGAUCUUAUUGAACGUGCUGUACUGCGCCAAAGUGAACCGUGACAAGAAGAAUGGAAAGUACGAUAAAUACGCAGGAUGUAAUGAUGACCGGAACCCGAACUUUAAGAUGGUUCUUUAA
Molecule: messenger RNA, 1464 nt
Organism: Penicillium daleae
Lineage: Eukaryota; Fungi; Ascomycota; Eurotiomycetes; Eurotiales; Aspergillaceae
Exons: 11
Coding region: 1-1464 (487 amino acids)
Biological process (GO): transmembrane transport
Cellular component (GO): membrane
Molecular function (GO): transmembrane transporter activity
Source: RefSeq, a predicted model, not a curated record